AUGCCGAGUAAUAAGCUUGAAAAGCAGGAGGUUAAUGACAAUGUCAAGGUGGUGGUCCGAUGCCGCCCCCCCAAUCAAAAGGAGACUAUGAUGGGACACAAACAGGCUGUCGCUGUGGACGAGAUACGCGGGACAAUCACGGUUAGCAAGCUGGAAACUCCCAACGAGCCCCCCAAGACCUUCACCUUUGACACAGUGUUUGGACCGGACAGCAAACAGUUGGAUGUCUACAAUCUCACUGCCCGCCCCAUUGUCGACUCAGUGUUGGAAGGAUAUAAUGGCACCAUUUUUGCUUAUGGUCAAACUGGAACAGGAAAAACCUUUACCAUGGAAGGUGUAAGAGCUGUGCCAGAACUCCGAGGCAUCAUACCGAAUUCCUUUGCUCACAUAUUUGGCCACAUCGCAAAAGCAGAAGGUGAUACGAGGUUUUUAGUUCGUGUUUCAUACCUUGAAAUUUACAAUGAAGAGGUGCGAGAUUUGCUUGGUAAAGAUCAGAUGCAGCGGCUGGAGGUAAAGGAACGACCAGAUGUUGGGGUGUAUAUUAAGGAUUUGUCUGGUUAUGUUGUCAACAAUGCAGAUGACAUGGAUAGAAUUAUGACCCUUGGACACAAAAAUCGAUCAGUUGGUGCAACCAAUAUGAACGAACACAGCUCCCGCUCUCACGCUAUUUUCACCAUUACUAUUGAGUGCAGUGAGAAGGGUGUUGAUGGGGAUCAGCAUGUGCACAUGGGAAAGCUUCAUCUGGUUGACCUUGCUGGUUCAGAGAGACAAGGUAAAACCGGGGCCACAGGUCAGAGGUUGAAAGAAGCAACUAAAAUCAACUUGUCCCUUUCUACUCUGGGUAACGUCAUCUCUGCUCUGGUGGAUGGAAAGAGCACUCAUGUGCCCUACAGAAACUCUAAACUUACCCGCCUUCUGCAGGACUCCCUGGGGGGCAACUCCAAGACCAUGAUGUGUGCAAAUAUAGGCCCUGCAGACUAUAACUACGAUGAAACCAUCAGUACACUGCGUUACGCCAAUAGGGCUAAAAAUAUCAAAAACAAAGCAAGAAUUAAUGAGGAUCCGAAAGAAGCUCUUUUGCGUCAAUUUCAGAAAGAAAUUGAGGAGUUAAAGAAGAAGCUUGAGGAAGGAGAGGAGAUUUCAGGUUCUGAAGGAAGUGGAUCUGACGAAAUGGAUGAAGAUGAAGGAGGUGAAGCUGGAGAUGGUCGUAGGCGAAGACGAGGUAGAAAGAAGGUAUCUGCUGACAAGAUGGUAGAGAUGCAGGCAAAGAUUGAAGAGGAACGCAAGGCUUUGGAGGCCAAACUUGACAUGGAGGAAGAGGAAAGGAACAAGGCCAGAGCAGAGUUGGAAAAAAGAGAAAAAGACUUGAUCAAAGCUCAACAGGAGCACCAUUUACUGUUGGAGAAACUUUCCGCUCUGGAGAAAAAGGUUAUCGUUGGUGGAGUGGAUCUUUUGGCCAAGGCUGAGGAACAGGAGAAACUUCUGGAAGAAUCAAACAAUGAACUGGAAGAACGUCGCAGGAGGGCAGAGCAGCUGCGCAAAGAGCUGGAGGAGAAAGAGCAAGAACGCCUUGAUAUUGAAGAAAAGUAUACAAGUCUUCAAGAAGAAGCCCAAGGAAAAACAAAGAAACUCAAGAAAGUGUGGACAAUGCUGAUGGCUGCCAAGUCUGAGAUGGCUGAUUUGCAGCAGGAGCAUCACAGAGAAAUUGAGGGUCUCCUGGAAAACAUUCGACAGCUGAGCCGUGAGCUGCGCCUGCAGAUGCUCAUCAUUGACAGCUUCAUACCACAGGAGUACCAGGAGAUGAUUGAAAAUUAUGUGCACUGGAAUGAAGACAUUGGAGAAUGGCAAUUGAAAUGUGUAGCUUACACUGGCAACAAUAUGAGAAAGCACACCCCUACACCAGACAAAAAAGAAAAGGAUCCAUUUGAGGUGGACUUGUCUCAUGUGUACCUUGCAUACACAGAAGAAAGCAUGCGGCAGUCACUAAUGAAGCUAGAAAGACCCAGGACUUCCAAAAGUAAAAGUGGACGUCCAAAGACGGGGCGACGGAAACGAUCAGCUCGACCAGAUGCAGUGAUCGAAUCUCUUCUGCAGUGA
Knipowitschia caucasica is the source of this 2097-nucleotide messenger RNA. The record is from the annotation of a GenBank genome assembly. NCBI's taxonomy places the organism in Eukaryota, Metazoa, Chordata, Actinopteri, Gobiiformes, Gobiidae.